This is a messenger RNA of Cynocephalus volans (Philippine flying lemur), 1637 nucleotides long. It is a transcript of the gene WDR18, whose product is annotated as WD repeat domain 18. Gene Ontology annotation, biological process: rRNA processing; DNA-templated DNA replication. The coding region runs from base 25 to 1323 and encodes 432 amino acids. Gene Ontology annotation, molecular function: protein binding. The transcript has 10 exons. Gene Ontology annotation, cellular component: nuclear pre-replicative complex. The record is from RefSeq and is a predicted model, not a curated record. NCBI's taxonomy places the organism in Eukaryota, Metazoa, Chordata, Mammalia, Dermoptera, Cynocephalidae.
GUCCGGGGCCGCGAAGAGGAAAAGAUGGCGGCGCCCAUGGAGGUGGCCGUGUGUACGGACUCGGCGGCGCAGCUGUGGAGCUGCGUCGUGUGGGAGCUGCACUCGGGCGCCAACCUGCUCACGUACCGCGGCGGCCCGGCCGGACCCCACGGCCUGGCGCUGCUCAAUGGCGAGUACCUGCUGGCGGCGCAGCUGGGCAAGAACUUCAUCAGUGCCUGGGAGCUUCAGCGGAAGGACCAGCUCCAACAGAAGAUUAUGUGCCCUGGGCCCGUCACCUGUCUGACCACGGCACCCAACGGCCUCUACGUCCUGGCUGGAAUUGCAGAAAACAUACACCUGUGGGAGGUCUCCACCGGGAACCUCCUGGUCAUCCUGAGCCGCCACUACCAAGACGUCUCAUGCCUGCAGUUCACGGGGGACAGCAGCCACUUCCUCUCAGGGGGCAAGGACUGCCUGGUGCUGGCCUGGAGCCUGUGCAGUGUGCUGCAGGAGGACCCCUCCCGGAUCCCAGCCCCCCGCCAUGUCUGGUCCCGCCACACACUGCCCAUCACAGACCUUCACUGUGGCUUUGGGGGACCCCUGGCCCGGGUGGCCACCGCCUCGCUGGACCAGACGGUGAAGCUGUGGGCCAUCUCCUCGGGCGAGCUCCUGCUCUCGGUCCUGUUUGACAUGAGCAUCAUGGCCGUGACCAUGGACUUGGCUGAGUACCACAUGUUCUGCGGUGGCAGCGAUGGCUCUGUCUUCCAGGUGGACCUCUGCACCUGGCCCGGCCAGAGGGAGAGGACUUUCCAGCCGGAGCAGGACACCGGGAAGGUCUUCAAAGGUCACAGGAACCAGGUGACCUGCCUUUCGGUGUCCACAGACGGCAGCGUGCUGCUCUCAGGCUCCCACGACGAGACUGUGCGCCUCUGGGACGUUCACAGCAAGCAGUGCAUCCGCACGGUGACCCUCAAAGGCCCCGUGACCAACGCCUGCAUCGUGCUGGCCCCGGUCAGCAUGCUCAGCUCCGACUUCAGGCCCAGCCUGCCGCUGCCGCACUUCAACAGGCACCUGCUGGGCGCCGAGCAUGGGGACGAGCCACGCCACGGGGGCCUCAUAGUGCGCCUGGGCGUCCACCAGCAGGGCACGGAGCCCAGCUUCCUGGACCGGAUGGGACAGCUCCAUGCAGCCAUGUGCAACACCAUGGAGAAGAGCGUUCUGGGCGGCCAGGACCAGCUGCGGAUCCGCGUGACCGAGCUGGAGGAUGAGGUGCAGAACCUGCGCAAGAUCAAUCGCGACCUCUUUGACUUCUCCACACGCAUCAUCACCCGGCGGGCCAAGUGAGGAGGGGCGGCCCCAGGACUGAGACCCCCCACCCCACCAGAAGGUGACCCCAGGCUCCUGGCAGUUUCCUGGGCCCAGGCUGCCAACCCGGCCUCAGCGUCGAGCUCAGGCCAAGUUGCGCAGUGACUGCAGCCAGAGGGCUUGCCCGCCAGGACGCCCGGGCCAGAGCUGUCCUCUGCAUCUCGUAUUUAGUUUGGGUUUUUUUACCUCCGCGAUUGGGUCGCUGUGUUUCAGCGUUGAUCCACCUGUGUCUUGUGUCAUUUUAUGUCACAUUGGUGCUGUUCCAUUUGUAACAAUAGAGAUCUGAAAGCUCC